Epinephelus fuscoguttatus (brown-marbled grouper) is the source of this 7329-nucleotide messenger RNA. RefSeq names its product inositol polyphosphate-5-phosphatase F (gene inpp5f). NCBI's taxonomy places the organism in Eukaryota, Metazoa, Chordata, Actinopteri, Perciformes, Serranidae. Gene Ontology annotation, biological process: phosphatidylinositol dephosphorylation; regulation of endocytic recycling. Gene Ontology annotation, cellular component: early endosome; clathrin-coated endocytic vesicle. Gene Ontology annotation, molecular function: phosphatidylinositol-4-phosphate phosphatase activity. The record is from RefSeq and is a predicted model, not a curated record. The transcript is spliced from 20 exons. The coding region runs from base 411 to 3830 and encodes 1139 amino acids.
CGGAACACAUCACGUGCCAUUGUUUAGAGCAGGAAACUGUCGGUUACGUUGUGAACUGUACGCAGCAGCUGCUGGGACACCGUCUCACUCAUUGAUGUGUCUUUGGCUUUACUCUGUCCAGCAUGACUGUGGGAAGGGCUGCUUCUCCAGUUGAAAGGGAAUUUAAUUACCAGUAUGCGUAGAAGCGGAAUAAAUAAAUCCGACACGCAUCCAGCUGCUGCCGCUAGCUCGCGAGGUAACGUAAGCUAGCCGCCGUAGCUCACCAGCCUGUGGGGAACGAGCUAACCGUGGCUAGCCAGUCGCUCUCUGGCUAGCUACAGUUAACCUCCAAGACGUGGAAGUUGAUAAUUGCCUGUACCUGGCUGCCGAGCCAGCUUGUUACCGGUUUUGUGUAACGUAAAAGGGACAACAUGGAGCUGUUCCAAGCCAAAGACGAGUACAUUCUUCAGAGCGGAGACCGUGCUCUAUGGUGCAGCCGAAAAGACGGGACCAUGACCGUCAGACCUGCUACAGACCUGUUGUUAGCUUGGAAUCCAGUGUGUUUGGGUUUGGUAGAAGGUGUCAUCGGAAAGAUACAGCUUCACACAGACCUUCCUCUGGGCCUUGUAUUAAUCCGUCAGAAAGCACUGGUAGGCAAUCUACCAGGCAACCACAAAGUCUACAAGAUUACCAAGAUAGCUGUCAUUCCUCUGUCUGAUGAAGAGCCUCAGGAGCUUGAGCUGGAGCUUUGCAAAAAGCAUCACUUUGGAAUCGACAAACCCGAGAAACUGGCCCAGUCUCCCGACGACUCAAAGUUCUUGAUGAAAACCUUCAGCCAGAUCAAAUCUAAUGUAGCUGUGCCGAUCAAGAAAAAGUAUUCCCCUGCCUUCCAGGUCAAAGAAAACAAAGAGAAGGAGCGUCUGGAGAGGCGGCUGCUGGAUGAGCUGUACAAGAUAUUCAUGGACUCAGAUUCCUUCUACUACAGCAUGACCUACGACCUGACAAACAGUGUGCAACGCCAGGGAGACUCGGAUAAAUCCGGCUUACCCCUGUGGAAGCAGGUGGAUGACCGUUUCUUCUGGAACAAACACAUGAUCCAAGACCUUAUUGACCUUCAGGUGCCAGAGGUGGACUUCUGGGUGACACCAGUCAUCCAGGGCUUUGUACAGGUGGAGGAACUGGUGGUGAAUUACAACGAGUCAUCUGAUGACGAGAGGAGCAGCCCUGAGACUCCACCACAGGAGAUCACCUGCGUUGAUGACAUACAUCCUCGGUUCACUGUGGCCCUGAUCUCCAGACGUAGCCGUCACCGUGCAGGGAUGCGGUACAAACGCAGAGGAGUGGAUACCGAUGGCCAUGUGGCUAACUAUGUGGAGACAGAGCAGUUGAUCCACGUGCACAGCCACACUCUAUCCUUUGUGCAGACUCGUGGCUCUGUGCCUGUCUUCUGGAGCCAGGCAGGGUACCGCUACAAUCCCCGGCCACGCUUAGAGAAAGAGGAGAAAGAAACAAUGUCUUACUUUUCUGCUCACUUUGAGGAACAGCUUAAACUCUACAAGACCCAGGUCAUCAUUAACUUAGUGGAUCAAAGUGGACGGGAGAAGAUAAUUGGCGACGCAUAUCUGAGACAAGUCCUGCUUUACAACAACCCAAACCUCACAUACGUUUCAUUUGACUUUCACGAGCACUGCCGAGGUAUGAAGUUUGAGAAUGUGCAAAUACUGACAGAUGCUAUCUCUGAUAUCAUCACUGACAUGAAGUGGGCCUGGGUGGAUCAGGCCGGAGUCAUAUGCAAGCAGGAGGGCAUCUUUAGAGUCAACUGUAUGGACUGUCUUGACAGGACCAACGUGGUCCAGGCUGCUAUUGCGCGGGUGGUGAUGGAACAACAGCUGAAGAAACUGGGCGUGAUGCCUCCAGAGCAGCCUCUGCCUCUCAAAUGCUACAGGAUUUAUCAGAUCAUGUGGGCCAACAACGGAGACACCAUCAGCAGACAGUAUGCUGGCACAGCAGCGCUCAAGGGAGAUUUCACCAGGACGGGGGAGAGGAAACUGGCUGGUGUGAUGAAGGAUGGUGUGAACUCAGCCAACCGCUACUAUCUGAACCGCUUUAGGGAUGCUUACAGACAAGCGGUCAUUGACCUAAUGAUGGGCCUGCCAGUGACAGAGGACCUGUACUCCAUUUUCAGUAAGGAGAAGGAGCAUGAAGAGAAGGAGAAAGAGAGCCAGAGGGGAGCGCAGGAGCAGGUUAGCCUCCUGCUGCAGACAUACAUGCAGCUUCUGCUGCCUGAUGAUGAGAAGUUUCAUGGAGGGUGGGCCCUCAUCAAUUGUGACAUGAGCCUUGUUGAUGCAACCAACAAAGACGUGGAUGUGCUGCUGCUUCUGUCUGACAAAGCCUAUUACAUUGCUUACUAUGAUGACGAAGCAGAUAAAGUCAACCAGUACCAGCGCCUCAAUUUGGAGGGUUUGGAAAAGAUCGAAAUUGGUCCCGAGCCUACACUGUUUGGGAAGCCAAAGUUCUGCUGUAUGCGUUUGCACUACAGGAGCGAAGAGACGAGUGGAUACUUUCACACGCUGAGAGCAGCAACACGAAAUCCUGAGGAUGACGGAAAAGACACAUUACAAUGCAUAGCUGAGAUGCUUCGCAUAACUAAACAGGCCACAGGACUGGACCUAGUUGUGGUUGAAAAGAGGCUGGAGAGGCGGCAGAGUAAACCUCAUGAGGAUAUAAUGGGCAUCCAGAACAGACCUGCUGACCAGGUCCAGGGUAGUUCUGGUCUGGCACAGGGCAAAAGCUUCCUCCUCAACAAAUUCUCCUCCCUCAAUCAGAAAGUCAAACAGACCAAGACGAACGUGAACAUUGGCCCCUUCAAGCCACUUGGGAGGCUGGGCAACUUCUCGAAGCCUGAUGUAAAAGUCAAUUUCCUAAAGCCAACUAUGCAUGUCAACCUGUGGAAGUCAGACAGCAGCUUGGAGACAUCAGAUAACCCUGGCACAGGAGCCCUAAAAGAUAUCGGUGACGGGCACUCUGAAAUCUCUGAUGAUUCUGACUCCUAUAAUUCUGACCCAGAGCACCCGUGUGCUGGUUCUUUAGAAAAUGUGGACUAUGUGCUGCCUAGCUGUGGCAUUGUAGCAUCAAACCCUCGACUGGGAAGUCGCUCACAGUCUAUUGGCAGUGUGGAGCUAAAUAUCCCCUCCGUUAUUCGGGUCACAGGCUGUGAUGGGAAGCAGGAAAGCCCAUCUCAAGUCAGUGAUGACAAGUCCCCAGGGGCUGCCUCAGUGGCUGAAGAAGCCAUUCUGAUUGACUUUGGUACUCCCAUUGAUGCCUACUGCCACCAAUUUGUCCACGAUGCGCAGACCAAACCUGUGGAGGUGUUUGGAGAGCUGCCACAAGCUGCUGUCCCCCCUCUCAACCCCGUGGUGCCUGUGCAAAAUAAGACCCCAGCAGACACAGACAAGCAGCCAAGCUCAGAGCACCAGCCUGAGCCCCAGCUCCCCAGGCCGUCCCAGCUAGAUGUCGACUCCACUACCUCCACUUCCAACCUUCUCACCGUCCAGAAGCCCAGCUCUGCCGCCUCAGGAGGCUCUCAGAGGAGUCUGGGUUCACAGCUGGAAGGGAGCCUCGGCCCGUCACCUGCCGACAGCAACGGCAGCAGAGUGGUGUCCCCCUUUGCCAAGAUCAAGAGCUCCAUGGUCCAGGUAGCCAGCCUCACCCAGGCGGGACUUACCCAGGGCAUCAACUUUGCUGUGGCAAAGGUACAGAAGAGCCCGGAGCCAGAUACUGUCAAUGAAGCCCAAGAGAGUGAGCUGAAGGCAAUGUUUACACAGUGCCAGACCAGGAUCAUUCAGAUCUAGUGCUUUCCUUGUAGCAGGAUUUUGUAGUCGUACGUCGUGUAAAAACUUCCUGUAUGGUAGCAGUAGCAAAAGCUUGCACAUAGCGUCACUACUUGGCCAAGAAAUACGCUCCUAAAUUUGCCCUUUAGUUAAACUUGCCCAUGUUAGUGAUGACUCUUGUACAGAACUUAGACAUAUAUAUUUAAGCCCAAUAUGACAGUGACCAUGUUUACAUGCACAUAAUUAUGGAUUCCCUUAUUCUCAAGAGAGCACCUACUGUCCGGUCCAGUUUUUUGACAUGAGGGACUUUUAGCAGAUAUGCCUUUUGCCAUGCAGCAUUGCACAGUGUCAGGUAUUUAAAAAUUAAUUGCUGUCAUAUUCCUUUACUAUAGAAAAUGCAAAAGGGGAGAUUCCAUGACAUUUCUGAUGUAAAUGUCUUAGAAUACCAGUACUGAGUACCUAGGCUGAGCACGAAAAUGGUAUAUGGUCAAUGUUUAUGUGUUUGGGGACUCUGUUACAAUACCCAUAUUCAGUACAGCACAGUACAUUUGAUUGAGAUAAGUGUAUGUCCAUUUAAAUUAUAAAUCACUCCACAAAUAUUGCUACUGUUAAAGUACAACUGCACGAUAUGCGAAACAAAUCAUACUGUGAGUAUUUUCACAGAUAUUGUUCUUGCAAUAUGAGUCACAAUUUUAGUGGGAAUGGUAAUUUUUGCAUUUCAUUUUUACAGAAAAAAUAUUUAAUGUGAUUUUUGCUGAGGUUUGUACAAAAGCAUGUUCCCUUGGGUCUGGAAAAUGAUUUGUAGGCCGAGGCAUCUCUGUAGCGCCACAGUGCUUCAUUUAUAAUGGCAUGUUGUGACACCUUUUACCUUUAUCAAAAAAAUUGCAGCACGUGUGAUACGGAUAUUGCACUUGGCCAUAUUGCGAUUUCGAUAAUAUUUUGAUUAAUUGCGCAGCCCUUGAAGUAAAUUGUUCUCUUUAAGUAGUUUUCUUAUCAAAGUCCAAGUAUAUUCUCAUUAUUAUUACCUUAAGUGUCAAAUGACAAUACAUGAGAGGGUGUUUAGGUUUUCAAGAUGUUUUAAACUCAUUUUUUUGUGCAUGUAAACAUGUCACUAUAAGUCUGACAUGUUACUUUACCUGCAGUGCUUGCAUGUGAGGUUAAUGGUAACUGAUUUUGACAUGGCAGGUAAACAUUAACUGUAUGUUGAAAGACCAACUUCGACUUUAUCAUAUACUGUACGUCACCCUGUAUGUGCAGGUCACGUAUUGGCAUUUGUGAUAUAGACCUCGUAAUAACCCUCAAUUUGUAACAGUUGUUGUAGAAUCCGACCAAAUACUUUUUUGUGAUUGCUGAAGAAGGACAGUUCUGUGUUAACUAUUACCCUUUGUAUAGCUGUGAGAAUCUAGCCAGACGACAUACUGUACGUAGCUAUCCUAUGUAAUAUCAAUGUUGUCAAGUGUAACUUAGAAGAUAUACUGUUAGAGAAAUAAUGACUACACAAGACCUUGGUAAGAGUUUCCUGGUUGUUGAUAUGUACAGUGAGUAUUGUAUGUUUAUCUGUUCCCUGAGUAGAGCCUUCCCUUGAGCUUUUUGUAUCGAUGGCAGGGUGGCAUGUUAAUACGUUCAAAGAGGUAUGAGCAUUAUAUUUUGAAAAUAAGGCCCAGUACCGUCAUUGCUAACCAGGAACAACCAGAAAACUACUGGUUGGAGUUGUUUUUGAUAGAGAAAUGUGAGUAAAAGCAACUAUUCUGCUAAUGGUUGCAUUAAUUAUCUGAGGGUUUGUUUGAACUGAGUCCUCGGCCAGCGUUGUGCAUUGACGUUGCAUGUUUGACAAAAACAGAAGAGUAGCAUAUAGUAGGUAUAUAUGCAAUUGCACCCAUCCAAUUAUUAGGACACACUGACGCUUUAUGCACUCCCCAAACUGAAAGCAUAUUUGCCUUAACAGGGAAUUGAAGUGGGAUUAUGUAUAUCAGGUAUUUAUGGCAAAAUCUACCUUUUUAAGUCCAUCCUUACAUGUUACAUUUGGUGUACUGUAUAAAAGAUCAUUAUCAGGGUUACUGUAUGUCAUCAAGCUUUAUCUUGGGAUAUUUCAUCCAGUGGCGCACAUACAUUCUCCAUGGAAACGAGCAGGUUUUGGAGAUGUAAGCAGAUUGUUGGGUGUAUGUACUGUACAGUUAUGAGUGCGUUUGUGUGUUCGAGCAUCCCUGCUGCUGCUGCUGCUGCUGCUGGUAUUUAGGAGUGCUCACCUCAGAGCCCUGGUUAUAUUUAUGUGCUAUGAAGCUGUAAACGUUGUUAUAUUAUACACAUUUUUCCGUUAACCUCCAGAAGUGAGGUUUUGUCUCAUGAGUCAUCCGUUACACUCUACAGUUGUUGUCAUUCAGUAAAAAAAUGUCCCACAUGACCUCCAGAGGAAAUUAUAAUGGCUUCUUUGUCACACUGCUUUGUAUAUGGGUGUCUGUUUAUGAUAAAUAAUAAUAAUCUGGUUUGCCUUGUGCUGAAAUAUCCCAAGAUCAACAGUCACAUGUUUCAUAUUUUGUGUUAUAUUUGCUUGUUUUCUGCAUUCAGCUUGCUCACCAGCAGAUAAGGAGUGGGAUACUUGUAUAUUGUGUCUGACUAUUCUUGUGUUAAGUGAGAUUGUAGCCUUGGCUGCUUUGUGGGUGCUACAUUAUAAAGUUAUUGAACCUGCUGAUAGUGUGUGGUACUGCCAAAGCUUUAAAGUAAUAGCUAUAAUGCAGAGUUUUAAUGCAGAGGGUAAAAGGUGGUUUUUUUUUUUGUUUAACUUCCCGCAGGAUUGCAAACACUGGAGCAGUUCUCAAGCAGAGCAGAAACUUUUUCUGUCCUAUUCUGGCUAUGUUAGGCUAAAGGAACAGUCAUCCUCAACAUUCCUGAUAGAGACCACAAUGCUAGAGUAUCUGGUUUUUAUAUGCAAAAGCUGGCAGUUAACAUUUGAUCCUGUAUUUGCUGGGUGAGAUUUUUCUCUUUUCCUUUAGUUUUCACACCAAGUGCUUUUGCAACCACCUCCUCAUUUGUCGUCAGUGGUUGUCCUCUCCUCCUAUUAGGACCAUGACAAGUUAUCAUGUGACUCGAGGACUUAAAGCAUUUGAUUUGCACUGUCUAAGCACAUUUUCCAGCAUUAGCACCGUUUCAUCUGAAUGUCUGUGGUCAUGUCUUUCCUCCUUACCAACUGACUGUCAUUGUUUUCCACGGUGUACUGAGAUUGUAUUGUAUAUUAAAGUAUCCUAUUUAUUCUUAUCCUCUUUGGGGCGUGUUACUUGAUAACAAAGUGCACUGUACACUUUUUGUCUAGGAAGAUAUUCCAUUGGAAUAAAAAAUAUGAGUGUACAAGUCUUGCAUGAGGUUUAUUGUCAAAUCCAUUAACAGGAAGUCUCCAUGCCAGCAUAUUAAACAGUUUGCUCUUUAUAUGCUGGUUAGCUGAAUGUAAACUGGCUCAAGAAGAAAAAGCAUUACAAGAAAUAUUAUCUGCAACUUAGUUUGGUAAAAAAAAAAAAAAAAAAGAAAA